AAAACAUUCAGUUGUGCUGGUUCUUAUGCAGGUUGGACAAAUAAUGAGGCAUAUUUUAAGCGUAGCUGAUGUUUUGUUUUCUGUUCAAUGUAACUUUGUUGAAGUCAACUAAUUGAAAAAUGUCUGAGGAAAAACAACCGCCAGCUUAUUCUCCUCAACCGGGCCAAUACCCACCACCGGGACAAUACCCGCCACCGGGACAAUACCCGCCACCGGGACAAUAUCCGCCACCGGGACAAUAUCCGCCACCAGGACAAUAUCCGCCACCUCAAAUGGCACCACAGCAGCAACAGCAACAGCAGGUGGUUGUAGUGAACUCGGGACAAGCGUCUAAUACCGUGAUAGUGCAAAGACGUGGAGUAAAUCACUGUCUUCACUGCUGUAUCUCCAUUUUCUUCUUUCCCUGGAUCAUCGUAUGGAUCAUUCUGUGCAUAACCGACGAUUCCUGAAAUGUGUGCGCUGUUCACAUUAUUCUAACUUCGAAAGUGAUCAGCUUCAAUCUUUCGUCCGUUGUUAAAACAUUUUUAAUGUAUCUCCCCUUAUACGUUUGCUAAAUUAAACAGAGACCUUUAGGAGUCGUGGGAGGGGGGGGGGGGGGGUGGGGGGGAGCGGGGUAGUGGCAUGUGUCCCCCACUUCAGGGCAUAAACGUGCGGAUUUUGUAAAAAACAAAACAAACAAACAUUUUGGUCAUACUCUUAUAUAAAUAAAGAUAGAAAAUGUGGUUUGUGCCUCCAACCCGCCUCGGUGGCGUCGUGGUUAAGCCAUCGGACAUACGACUGAUACGACUGGUAGGUACAGGGUUCGCAGCCCGGUACCGGCUCCCACCCAGAGCGAGUUUUAACGAAUCAGUGGGUAGGUAUAAG
Gigantopelta aegis is the source of this 864-nucleotide messenger RNA. Its product is annotated as calcium-binding protein P-like. The coding region runs from base 120 to 449 and encodes 109 amino acids. The transcript is spliced from 5 exons. The record is from RefSeq and is a predicted model, not a curated record. Lineage: Eukaryota; Metazoa; Mollusca; Gastropoda; Neomphalida; Peltospiridae.